AAAGAACAAGGGGAGACAAAGCUAACAGCCUAACAAUAGCAGAGACAGUCGUCCUAUUUGCAAGGCAUUAUUUUUAAAUUAAAAAAACCAAUACCUUUGCCGCAUCUUCUACUGUAAAGUAAAGCCCCUCCACCGCCGGAGACGCCGCCGCAGUCCAUUGUUACACCGGCGCCUCCGGAUCUCAUCGAAAUGAAAAGGGGCUGCAAGUUCUCGUUUCACGUCGGUGCCGUGAUAGCCGCCAUCAUUUACAUAUAUUUCUCGACCGUGUUUGUCUUCAUUGACCGGUGUUUCGCACUCGGGUCCUCACCUGGGACGCUACACGCAGCCGCCUUCACUUUUUUGGCGGUCAUGUGCGUUUCCAGUUACCGCCUCGCCAUUUACACCGAUCCCGGUCGGGUACCCUCGGAUUUCAUGCCGGAUAUUGAGAAUUCCGAUAACCCGAUCCACGAAAUCAAACGCAAGGGUGGUGAUUUGAGAUACUGCCAAAAAUGCUCCCACUAUAAACCUCCUCGAGCCCAUCAUUGCCGUGUGUGCAACCAAUGUGUUUUACGAAUGGAUCACCAUUGCAUUUGGCUGAACAAUUGUGUGGGACAUGGAAACUAUAAGUUCUUCUUUGUUUUUGUAGUUUUUGCUGCCAUCGCCUGCAUAUACUCCCUGGCGUUGCUCAUGGGCAGUAUGACGAUUGAUUUUCAGAACAUUGCUGAGGGUUCUUAUCGAACGAUACAUGUCGUUUCCGGAUUGCUCUUGUUUCCUUUAAGUUUGGCGCUGGGAUUCUUUGUUGGCUGGCACAUUUACCUGAUUCUACACAACAUGACUACAAUCGAGUACCAUGAAGGUGUGAGGGCCAUGGUGCUCGCAGAAAAAGGCGGCUAUCUGUAUUCGCAUCCGUACGAUAUCAGCGCAUACGAGAAUUUGACAGCAAUUCUAGGGCCUAACAUGCUGUGCUGGAUUUGCCCCAGUUCAGGACACAUUGAUUCUGGUCUUCGUUUUCGAACAAAGUAUGAUGAACUGAUGAUUGGAUCACCCUGUAGUAAUCUUUUGUGAUCCUUUAAAUCUGUUGAGUCUGUUCUGUUAGUUAAUGAAGGUGGGAUCUUUUAGGGCAUCAUACAUACCCAUCUUGAUUCUCUUACAUGCCCGUUAUAUAGUAAAGUGUUGUUGGGCAUCAUAUACAAGUUGUACUGAACCAAGAAAAUUAGGAAACCCUGAUUGAUUAAGGCGAGGUAAAACUAAAUUGUGUGUAAUGUAAUCAUGUGACACCGACAGCAAAAUGUGUUCUCACCAAUGAAUGAUUGGCACGA
Messenger RNA from Andrographis paniculata, 1298 nucleotides. RefSeq names its product probable protein S-acyltransferase 16. Bases 190 to 1044 code for a protein of 284 amino acids. The record is from RefSeq and is a predicted model, not a curated record. Gene Ontology annotation, molecular function: palmitoyltransferase activity. NCBI's taxonomy places the organism in Eukaryota, Viridiplantae, Streptophyta, Magnoliopsida, Lamiales, Acanthaceae. The transcript is spliced from 7 exons.